GUAAUCAAAAUAUUAUCCGUUCGCCGUUGCGUUUACGAUCGCGCGUUCGAAUUAGCCUGCCUCGUUUAACGGCCAGUUUCAGUGGCUCGUUAAUUCGGAAGGAAAAACGAUAUAAGAAGCCGCGCGAGAAAUCUAACAGUGCAACAACAGUCGGUGUCGCGAUCGACGCGCGUCCGCCGAAUUCGAUUCAACGGGAACGUUUAACCGAGCCGACGGAAGAAUCUCGCGGACUUCGUCUUAUCGUCCGCGGAAGAUGCAGAAGUUCUCGCUGCCGUUCCUGGCUUUUGCCAUCGUCGUCGCGUUCUUCCCGUCCGCCGAGGCCGACGGUUCGGUAAGGGGCGGCGAGUGUUCCAAGAGGAAAGUAUGUUCGUUGUCGGACGUCAGCUUGGACGACGACGAGCUCGGCAAGCGAAUGUACGUGAUCUCCACGUCCGUGAAAAACGCCGGCAAAAUCUCGUGCGCACCCUCUUUGAAGAGGAACGAUUACGUUGUCACGCGAGGCUUGGGCGCCCACAAGCUGCAGAGGGACAAGGUGUCCUGGAACGAAGCGCGAAAGGCUUGCAUGAUGGAAGGAGCUAACUUGGCCCUGUUAGAUUCCGCGGAAAAAGAAGCCCUGUUCAGAGGCUGGAUGGACAAAGAGUCGUUGGCGGGUCUCUGGUUAGGCUUCCACGAUCUGUACGAGGAAGGCUCCUGGACCACCGUGACCGGCGAGAUGGUCGACGGGUUCGCCUAUUACCCGUGGGCCAAGGGCGAGCCCGACAAUUGGAACAGACAGGAACAUUGCGCCAUCCUCUGGGCGCCGCGUAUCAACGAAUUCGGGGCGGACGACUACACGUGCAAUCACAAGGCCGCGUUCGUCUGCGAAAUCAAUUUGUGCGAUUCCUUGGGCCCCCUUGGCCUUUCCGCCGCUAAUUCGACCCUGCCGUCAAGGCCCGAUUCGCAUUUAAGCGUGCCUCGCGAUCCCACGAGUCCCGAUACCGACGAUGAUAAUUCGUUCGGGUAAGAAUUUUCGAGCCGCGUCAAGAUUUUAUGCACUCGGUAUCAAUUUUCGAUAAUCAUACUUCAGGAAUCGAUGCUUACUUUGAUACUUCAGAGAUGGUACAUCGAUACCUCUGUAAUACCUUACGGAGACAUCGAUGCCCGUUCGAUAGCUCUGCGUAAGCAUCGAUACAGUAACGUCUCCCUAACCGACGCUCGGAUUGUGCAGAAAAAUGGACAAUUUCGGAAGAGGAGAUACGAUUAUU
Megalopta genalis is the source of this 1244-nucleotide messenger RNA. Its product is annotated as C-type lectin lectoxin-Thr1. The record is from RefSeq and is a predicted model, not a curated record. Lineage: Eukaryota; Metazoa; Arthropoda; Insecta; Hymenoptera; Halictidae.